AUGAGUAAAAUCAUUGAACUGGCAUUCCACCCCUCAGAGCUUAAAGCUGUUGUACAAUUUAAGUUCUUCAAAAAAACUUUGUAUCCUCUGAAACCGUCGUGUGAAACUGAAAAAUUAUGCUAUGAUCUACUCAAGAAGACCUCAAGAUCAUUUAGUGCCGUAAUCAUGGAGUUGAAUCCAGAACUGCGUAAUGCGAUUAUGAUUUUCUAUCUUGUCUUAAGAGCACUAGACACAGUUGAAGAUGACAUGAGUAUCGACCCAAAAAUCAAAAUCCCACUUCUGAGAUCAUUUCAUGAGAAACUAUUAUUAAAGGAUUGGACCUUUGACGGAAAUGCUGAAACUGAGAAGGAUAGAAUUGUUCUGGUCAAAUUUGAUGCUAUUCUAACCGAAUAUGCAAAACUAAAACCAGAAUAUCAAGAUAUUAUCAAGGAGAUCACUGAAAAGAUGGGCAAUGGUAUGGCUGAUUACAUUGUUGACGAAGAAUUCAAUUUGAACGGGGUUAAAACCAUCAAAGAUUACGAUUUAUACUGUUUCUAUGUUGCAGGUCUUGUUGGUCAUGGUUUAACGAAGUUGGGUGUCGCUUCGCAAUUCAGUGACCCAUAUUUAUUAGACCACAUGGAAUUGAGCGACUCCAUGGGCUUAUUUUUACAAAAGACGAACAUCAUUAGAGACUAUAAGGAGGAUUUAGAUGAUGGAAGAUCAUUUUGGCCUGAAGAAAUUUGGGGUAAAUAUGCUGAUAAAUUGUCAGAUUUUGCUUCCGUAGAGAAUGAAGAAAAGGGUCUUCAUUGUAUUACUGACCUAGUCUUGAACGCAAUGAACCAUAUCAAAGACUGUUUAAAGUACCUUACAAUGGUGUAUGAUCACUCUACUUUCAACUUUUGUGCUAUUCCACAAGUGAUGGCAAUUGCAACACUGGCUGAGGUUUUUCAAAACAAGGAUGUUUUCAAGAAAAAUGUCAAAAUCAGAAAAGGUGUUGCUAUUAGUUUGAUCCUAAAAUCUAGAACCUACGAUGGCGUCUUGGAGAUUUUCUCUCAAUAUCUCAGAAUUAUUCACCACAAGGUACCAGUUUCUGAUCCAAACUACCUUGCCAUUGGCAUUAAAUGUGGUGAAAUUGAGCAAUUUAUAGAGGAGUUAUAUCCAAAUCCAGCGCAUUUACCAAAGGGUGUUAAGCCAAUGCAAACAGAGUUUUAUCUCCGUGCCCUAAAAAAGCUUGAUUCAGAAAAGGACAUCAAAAAGCUGAUCCAGACUGAAAACAAAAACACUAACGUUGUAUUAGUGCUGGUUGGUUUGCAAGUUUUAUUUUACACUCUCUAUUUUACUUCUUGA
Pichia kudriavzevii is the source of this 1326-nucleotide messenger RNA. RefSeq lists its product as uncharacterized. NCBI's taxonomy places the organism in Eukaryota, Fungi, Ascomycota, Pichiomycetes, Pichiales, Pichiaceae. Bases 1 to 1326 code for a protein of 441 amino acids. The record is from RefSeq and is a predicted model, not a curated record. Gene Ontology annotation, molecular function: squalene synthase [NAD(P)H] activity. The transcript is spliced from 2 exons. Gene Ontology annotation, cellular component: endoplasmic reticulum membrane. Gene Ontology annotation, biological process: farnesyl diphosphate metabolic process; ergosterol biosynthetic process.